Molecule: messenger RNA, 423 nt
Organism: Amaranthus tricolor (Joseph's coat)
Lineage: Eukaryota; Viridiplantae; Streptophyta; Magnoliopsida; Caryophyllales; Amaranthaceae
Exons: 1
Coding region: 1-423 (140 amino acids)
Source: RefSeq, a predicted model, not a curated record
AUGGCAAGCAUUUCAAACCAAAUCAUUCUUUCAUGGUAUCAUUUGCCUAGUUUCUUGCUUUCCACUUCUUCCUCUUCCACCACCCUUGCCGCCACUCCUCCUUUUUUUCUUGUUUCCUCAAUGGCCUCUCCCACAAAAAUUCAUCCCGCAACUUUGGUUACUAACAUUAAAAUAAGCGUGCCUAUCCAACUUGAUGAAGAUGGCUCCAAUUUUCAUACUUGGGUCACUUUAUUCAAGCUUCAUUGUAGAGCUCACCUUGUGGAUUUUCACAUUCUUCCCCAUGACUCCUCUAAAGCAUUAGUUUCUAAAGAAUCCGAAUGGCAACGUCUUGAUGACAUUGUUCGCACAUGGAUUUACGGCUGUAUUAGUCCAUCUCUCCUCCAAUCCAUAGUUCGUCUCGAUGAUUGUGCUUUUGAUGCUUGA